This is a messenger RNA of Macrosteles quadrilineatus (aster leafhopper), 4370 nucleotides long. RefSeq names its product regulation of nuclear pre-mRNA domain-containing protein 2-like. Lineage: Eukaryota; Metazoa; Arthropoda; Insecta; Hemiptera; Cicadellidae. The record is from RefSeq and is a predicted model, not a curated record. Bases 409 to 3258 code for a protein of 949 amino acids. Gene Ontology annotation, molecular function: RNA polymerase II complex binding. The transcript has 12 exons. Gene Ontology annotation, biological process: mRNA 3'-end processing. Gene Ontology annotation, cellular component: RNA polymerase II, holoenzyme.
GCAUAGCGUUUGGCAAACAAGACUUGUUUUCAUUAUUAUCUGAAUGUUUUUAGUUCUUUUAUUGUGGUUGGUAGGGCUAUUUUAUUAAUGUCGAAGAGAUAUUGUGCAUGUGAAUGUUACUUGACAGACCUAGUUUAUAUCGGGACUUAAAUAGACCUACCCUGAGGUUGAAUGUUAGUGAUCAAGUCGGCUAGGCUAAUCGACACUUAUUUGGUUCCUGCAAUAACUUAAUUAUUGCAAAGCAAAAAGGCAGCAAAUAUCAACGCUCCCAAAUUCGACCCUAAUAAUGACAAAAUAAUCAGUGAGGAUUGGCCUAAUUAAUUACUAGUAGGUCUAUUAAAAAAACACUAAGAUAGGCUAUGUGAUAGGCUAUUACUCUAGGUUUCUGCUCCUGCACCACCAUCGAUUAUGGCUUCAUUUGACGAGGAAGUUUUUGAAAAGAAGCUGGUUGGCCUCAAGGAUACACAUGAGAGCAUAUCGGCUCUCUCUCAAUGGUGUCUCGACCGACCAACAAAUCAUAAGAAGAUUGUGUCGAUUUGGCUACAAACUCUGAAGAAAGUGAAAAUAGAACAGCGCCUGACCCUGUUUCAUUUGGCAAAUGAUGUUAUACAGUACAGUAAGAGGAAAGGCUACGACUUUGUUGAAAGCUGGGGCACUGCUCUCCAGAAAGCGACCACAUUGGUCAGAGAUGACAAAGUAAAAAACAAAAUCUUAAGGUUGUUUAAGAUUUGGGAUGAAAGAUCAAUUUACGAUGAAGCAUUUCUGGCAGAUCUUUCCGGGCUACUCAGUAGUCGCCAACCUGCUCAAGGAAAAGACGAUGCUGUAGACUUUCAGCCAAGUCAUUUAAUUGGAAAAAUAAAAUCCUGUAAAACCUUGGAAGAAGAUACAGACGCCAAGCGGAAAAUCGUAAAUGACAGCCAUUUAUCACUGAACGAUGCAGACUCACUUCGAUCUUUCUUGAAAGAUAGGAGACAUGGAGCUGAUUUGGAACAGGAGCUGGAAGAAGGGGUUGACAAAAUGGUUGCAUUCAUUUCUGCGUUGAAAACAGAAAUAAAGGAAAGAAAAUCUCUCAUUGAAACCUUGGAGCAAGGUGAAUCAUUCUACAAUACUCAACGAGGGGAAGCUAGAAUUGUGUGCAAUGCAUACAGAAACUUCCUUAAGCGGGUGGAGGGCUUGAGGAAAAAAUUGCUUGAUGUGACACCAACGCUACCGAGUCCAAUACCAUCGCCUGACGUGAACGCUCCGUCUCCCUCGCCGGAGUCUGAUAUUGAACUGCCUGAUGAUAACGAGCCACCCGGUAAUUACUCGGUGGCGACUUCGUUCAUGGGGAAGUUGGUAGUUCCAGAAAACGUAAAGUUGUCUAACCCAACAGAAGCUAUAUACUCCCUCAUCGACAGUCCGAGUCGAUCGAGAAGUCCAGCUAAGCUGAACUACAAACCACCAACUCCUCCGAGAAGUUUCAAACGGAAAUCGUCCCCGAAGUCUUACAACUCACCUCCGCCUGCUACGCAUAUCUCUACUCCAACGCUCUCUUCUAGUUCUGCAUCCAAUUACUCGUCAAACUCUCCCUACCAGCCUGUAGCGAAACCCACGUACAAACCUACGACGUAUUCUGCGCCUUACAAGGCGAGUUAUGCUACGAACUAUUACAACCCGGAAGAAAACGAUCAGAUGAAUUCGUACGAUAGUAAUUCCCAAGACUCUUAUCACAUUCCUGGAGCCAACCCGCCUCCCCCCGAGGUGUACCCGAAUCCAAGAAACCCCUCUCCCACCUUCUCCGACUCGAGAAAUGGAUCCAACCCUCCUUACAACAAUCCACCACCAGACUAUAUACCAACAACGACAAACACUUCCACCUACGAUACGGGGAAAUCUUCGAGGAAAUACUCAGGAUAUGACGAACCACCUGUGGUUCCUCCUCCGCCUGAUUAUACCGUUCCCCCUCCCACCGAGGAUUAUAGACCCUUCUACUCAUCCAACAACCUAACCGUUCCACCUUUACUGGGGGAAGAUUGUCCACCCACCAAUGUGAACGGGUUGGAUAGUUUCUUACAGUCGGAGAAUUCACUCAAUGAAGAUUCUUCUGCCCCGGCACAAUUGGGCUCUGGUAGUGGCUUCAGCAGCUUUAUGGGAAAUCUGAAUUUACCGUUUGAUUUCCAGAAAGGGCUUUUUUCCGAGAGUUGUGACGAUACACCCGCUUCGCCACCACUCGAAGGACUUGAUGACAAUACUUCCCACUACUUCUCUGAUUCCAAUCAAGAGGGCGGGAAACCAAUAGAAGUGAUAAACAGAACUAAACAGCCAGAUCUGAGUGAGAUACUGAAGGCUAUCAGUAUGCAGCCCCCUCCUGCUCCCCGGGGGGAUUUGGAGAUUCCAACAGUUCCCCCCAUCACGUUACCCCCGCCACCACUGCCCCCCACCACCCUGGCCGAGCCACCUCUUCUACCUCCCAAGUUUCCCACGUGGGGACAAGGUGAUAACUGGCCUGACACUCCUGCUUCGCCUCCUCUCUACGAGAAAUCUGGGUUUGGAGGGCCGGCUGAGUUUGAAGAGCCAGAUUCAUUGACACUUGGUGACACGGAUACAGAUAUGAGGUCUGUUCGGGUGCAAGGCGACAUUGACCACCGCAACCUCAUCAGUCUGACGUCUUCGCCUCGGGACGAGAACCCUUGGGCCAACAACCAGGACACCGACUACAGAAAAAUGGCACUGGCUCCCAAACGAGGUACUCAAGACGUGAACGUGGAAAGUGUGGACAUGGAGAUGAGUUCAGAUGAGGAAAUGGACACUGAGUCAAAGACCCAGACGCAAACGAGUGUCUCCUUCUCUUUGGCUCCGAGUGUCAAACCUCUGGUCGACUCUCCGCUGAAGGAGAGGGAAGAGCCGAAAAAGAAACUGUUGAGUGUCACGUUGACUCCGCCGCCAAAGUUACCUGAACCCCCUCCGCUUCCGGAUGUGGACGAAAUCUUUACAGAGAUCAACGAAACUAAGAAAUUGACGCCACCACCUCUGCCUCCGCCUGUGCCGCCAAGCUUGGUGCAGCAGAUACCGACACUGCAAGAGCCGAAUGCACCCAGAGGACCGUUCCCUCCGAGGUUCAACAAUCCGAGGCCGAGGUUUCCUCAAUGGCAGAAUAACCAGAGUCCGAGGCCGAGACAACCCCCCAUGGUUGGUCCGAGGUUUCGACCUGACGGCAACUUCCGAGGACGUCCGCCGUGGUUUCGCGGAAACCGACCUCCACGAUUUGGCGGAUGGUAAGUUUUGAGGCUGUUUUGUAAAGAUAACGUUGUAAAUAAGUACAUUAAUGUAUAUAAGACUGUGUAGCGUAAGGUUUUAACGUUUUAACCCUUUGUGGUUGAAAUUAUGUCGAGGACGCCCCAAGUUAUUAUUUUGUGAUGAAUAUGCAUAGGCCAUCAUUUGAUUUUUGUAAAAUUCGGACAUCUAAUUUAUGAGUACAUUGGUGAAUGUAUCUAUAUAUCUUUUAAUGUUUGUCUUGAGGUAUUUUGAAUGUUUAUGAUUAAUUUCUAUAAUAACCUUGUGUUUUUUGCAUAUUGUAGACCUAGCCUGCAUUCAAACUCUAAGGGUUAGUUGAUUCAACCGCAAAGGGUUAGUUGUAAUAGUGUAAGAGAUUUAAAACUACUGUUAAACGUUUUAUGUUUGUUGGGUUGCUGCACCAAAAUGUAUGAGUUACUGUUUUUACGGUGUUUGUAAUUGUUUUAGGGGUUGUGGUUAUUCAAAUUAUGGUUUUGAAAUAAGGAAAACCGUUUUAACAAAAAUGUCUGUUGAAAUAUUGGUUAUUCAAAUUAUUGUUAUUAAUCUUUUUUUUCAAAUUCAUCAAUAAUAGAUCAGGCAUGUACAAUUCAGCUUGUGUUAGCCAAAGGGGCAUUUAUGGAAUAAGCUAAAUAUUUAAAAAUUUUGUUGGUGGUAAAAAUUAAGCUGUUUAGGCCUAUCAAUAAUAUGUAUUAAUAUUAUUUGGUAGGCUACUUGUUACAAAUUUAGUUAUUCUCAAUUGAGCAUGAGUAUGCUAAAAUAUGUAUGUGUUUUGCAUUUUUACAUUUGAGAUAGCAUAUUUACUGAAUGCUGUUUAAUUGUAUUACUUGUUUAAUAUGGAACUCAUAAAUUUAAUUCACUAAACUAGUCAUAUGAAAAUAUUUAUCAUGUUUUGUUUUGAGCUAUCAUCUUAUGUAUUAUAGUUCCUAGGAUAUAUUGCAUUACCACUGAUUUUGUUGAUGGCAUAGUUAUCUAUAUUCUUUAAGGGUUUGCGAUUUAGUUUUCUAGUUAAAAGUACUUUUUCUGGCUUUGAAGUCUUCAUUGUACAUCCUCACAUACGGUGUUUUCAAAAAAAUUUGAAUAUAUUACUAAGAAUGAAU